Abrus precatorius (Indian licorice) is the source of this 1107-nucleotide messenger RNA. Its product is annotated as GDSL esterase/lipase At1g71250. NCBI's taxonomy places the organism in Eukaryota, Viridiplantae, Streptophyta, Magnoliopsida, Fabales, Fabaceae. The record is from RefSeq and is a predicted model, not a curated record. Gene Ontology annotation, molecular function: hydrolase activity, acting on ester bonds. The coding region runs from base 1 to 1107 and encodes 368 amino acids. The transcript has 5 exons.
AUGAGGAACAAGAAUACAUGGAAAAACUUAAUCACCAUAGCAAUAGUGCUUGCGCUUUUGCUAUGCUCGAAUGGGAUUGCAGAAGUAAACUCACAGAAGGUUACUGCGUUGUUUGUUUUUGGAGAUUCAUUGGUUGAAGUUGGCAACAAUAACUUCCUAAACUCUAUCGCAAGGGCAAAUUACUAUCCUUACGGCAUCGACUUCAGCAGGGGUUCCACUGGGCGAUUUUCUAAUGGCAAAUCCCUUGUUGACUUCCUGGGAGACAUGCUGGGUGUUCCCUCUCCUCCACCUUUUGCAGACCCCUCCACUGUUGGAUCCAGAGUACUUAAUGGAGUCAAUUAUGCAUCAGCUUCUGCGGGCAUUCUUGAUGAAUCAGGGCGACACUAUGGUGAUCGGUAUAGCCUGAGCCAGCAAGUCCUGAACUUCGAGAGCACACUGAAUCAGUAUAGGUCAAUGAUGAAUGCGAGUGCAUUGAGUCAUUACUUAGCCAAAUCAAUAGCAAUUGUGGUGAGUGGAAGCAAUGACUACAUCAACAAUUACCUACUGCCUGGCUUAUAUGGCUCCAGUUACAAUUAUACAGCCCAGCAGUUUGGCAACCUUCUUGUUAAUAGCUAUGUGCGACAAAUUCUGGCACUACAUAGCUUAGGAUUAAGGAAGUUCUUCCUAGCAGGAAUUGGACCACUGGGUUGCAUCCCAAGUGUACGAGCCACCGGUUUAGCCCCACCGGGAAGGUGCGUUGACUUUGUUAAUCAGAUGCUUGGAACCUUCAAUGAAGGGCUCAGAUCAAUGGUUGAUCAGCUCAACAAACAGUAUGCUGAUGCCAUCUUUCUGUACGGUAACACUUAUGGUGUCUUUGGUGAUAUCCUAAAUAACCCUGCUGCCUAUGCGUUCACUGUUAUCGAUAGAGCCUGUUGUGGGAUUGGAAGGAACCAAGGUCAAAUAACAUGCCUCCCAUUUAUGAUUCCAUGUGCAAACAGAAAUCAGUAUGUCUUUUGGGAUGCCUUCCACCCAACACAAUCUGCAAUAUAUGUCUUUGCCUGGAGAGCUGUUCAUGGACCGCUUAACGAUUGUUAUCCUGUUAAUUUACAACAAAUGGCUAACAUUUAA